AUGUCCGUCUCCGCAGCCUCUUACGACUCCACGUUUCUGGGCUCUUCGGACUCCACCCCGGACCAGGAUCUGUACACCACGUUUUUGAUUGCAGACUGGCACACAUGUGAGCAUUUCAAGGAGACUUUGGUUGGGUACGAGGGAGUGAUCAAGGACAUAGGCAGCAUCCGGAUGGUGGGCUACGAAGCGUACAUUGUGGAGCAAUGGAUUUCCCAGCGAUCUAACAAAAACACGGUCGUCACAUAUACGGGAGACUCCAAAGACUCGAUCAUAUGCCGCAAGGUCCAGAUACUCAAUGACCCGAUAAAAUGGCCACGGGCGUUCCGUCAAUAUAUUACUGAGCUGCUCGAGUCGAAGUACUCUUCGCCCACAGAGACUGACCAGGGAAUCAUCUACAUCACGAAUUUGUCACAGCUGGAGUCGUCGAUGACUCUCAUCCCGCUCCCGCAGGGAGAUAUCCACGAGCUCUACACCACGUUCGUGGUAAACUAUAACCUCAAAAAACUGGGCUGUGGCACGAGAAGCGCGCUGGCAAUCUGCAUGCCGACGAAAACGGUUGAGGACAAGUUCCGCAAUCUGUUUCAAAUCCCGCAAGAGGUGUCGCUGAUGUACGCUGUUCGAGAAAUUAUUGCUGUGGUGCAGACAUUUCUUUAUUAUUACGAUUUAUUAGAUGCGCAGUUUUGCGACGGACUGCUCUGCGAAAAGACAGAGGAUGCGAUUUCUCGCUGGUGGGCGAUGAUCUUGCAAAUUCCGGGAUGCGAGGAAACACUACGUCCAAACUCGUGCUGCUCGCUGUCUGCGUCCAUCCUCACGAUACUCGGCUUCACACUCAUUCUUAAAUCUAUUUUGGAGACAGCAGGAAACAACAUCAGCGUCCCAAAGGACCCUCUGGACCACGAGAAAAUCCGCAUAGCCAUCAUACAGUUCCAGAGAGCUCAGAAAAUCAAAAACCACCCCGGACGGAGCGACGCUUACUCAGGUAAGUUUGAUCUUGAGACCAUCACCAAACUCUUGCAAUUCUGCAACUCGGCCAAAUCCAACCAGACGUUUGCCAAAGAUCUUCACAAAGUGAGAAAAAUGGUCAAAGAUACUGUUGUAGACUUCACCUCUGGUAAGACGUUGCAAACGCUGAAGAUCUCUCCCACUAAUAACAAAAAAUUGAACAAAGAGCAGGAAGUUCCUGCUUCCAAGAGACUUUACAAUUGCCAGGACCUGGAACAGAUCAUCCAGCUCGCACAUGGUAAGCGGCUCAAUUAUUUGUGGAAAUGCAAAGGACACGAGCCUGAUCUCGACCGGUACUGUUUAGCGUCGCUAGCAAAACACCACCGAGCCGCACACCUGCCGUACACGCCUCCCUUGAUGCUUGACGACUCAGGAACUGAUUCGGAAAUGAACACCAUUUCUUCCAGUGCCAAAGCACUAGAGCCAUCGCUGAUGUCGUCGUCGGCAGAUAGAGUCAGGACGUACGACGAGCCGUUGCGCAAACAGAAAUCAAAGCGACUGAUCAUUGGUGGAAGCUUCCAGGAUAGCGAUAUUGCACCCGACAUGCGGCCACGAAUGAACUCGUACUAUGAAGACUCCUUCGAGAAGCAGGACGACACGCAGAUCAACCAGUUCAACGCGAGACUGAAAAGGAGACACUCCAUUCCCUCUAUCGAAAGUGACCUCAACGUGCAUACGAUCGACCUUCAGUCAUCCAACGAACAUGUCAAUAAUAGCAUUCUGCAUUCGCAAGCGACGCUUCAAUCAAGGGCGCUCAGAUUGAGGCGCGCUAACUCAUUGUCUUUAAUCCAAGAACAACUGACGAACGAUUUUGACGAGAUUCCAACUGCUGAGGUAUUUUCAAUGGAGACAAUGGCUUUGGAUUAUCUGAAACUGUUGCGCACGUAUAAGGUUGGCAUUGUGAAAAGAUCAAACUCAUUCAAACAGUCGGUGGAGGAAUCAAAGCUGCAAUUGCUAGACAGGCUUCGGCUUUCAAAAUAUACUGCUGAAUAUGAGAACUCGAAAAGCGAAUACUCCAAGCUGGCAAAGAGAUCUCACGAUGUCAACGACAAACUCGUGAAAAAUUAUAAGAUCAAUGCCCGGCUAAAGUAUGAGUUGCGUUUGCUGCUCCAGAAAACCAAGGAGGUGGAAACCAGUUUGAAGAACCUCAAUGAUUUCAAGAUGGCCUCGCUUGAGAGUAAGAUCAAUGAACUGAAAACCAAACAAGAAUCUUUACAGACCUCGAAAAUUGAAAAACCGCAAAAAGUCAGUUUCAAAGUCGCUUUGAACAAGCCCCAUUUGCUGAUUUCCAUCAUUCUCAACUAUUUGAGCAUCUGGUGGUUUUACUUGUUCCGCAACGUGGAUAAUACCCGCAUUGAAGAACAGUGGAAGCUCAUUGAUAGGAAUGAGCGUGUUGCUCACUUUCUGGAGAAAUUGUAUCAGGGCGAUGAGAGCAUUUCCCACAAAAGCAAAUAG
Messenger RNA from Ogataea parapolymorpha DL-1, 2457 nucleotides. RefSeq names its product Protein STB2. Gene Ontology annotation, cellular component: Sin3-type complex. The record is from RefSeq and is a predicted model, not a curated record. Bases 1 to 2457 code for a protein of 818 amino acids. NCBI's taxonomy places the organism in Eukaryota, Fungi, Ascomycota, Pichiomycetes, Pichiales, Pichiaceae. The transcript has a single exon.